AUGGCGAUGCUGGGCUUGCAGCAGCAGGAGCAGCAGCAACAACAGCAACAGCAACAGCAACAGCAGCAGCAGCGCCUGCAGCAACAUGUCGCAGCGUCGAGCAGCAGCAGCAGCAGCAACACCAGCAGCAGCAGCAGCAGCAAAGACAGCAGCAGCAGCAGCAACACCAGCAGCAGCAGCAGCAGCAAAAACAGCAGCAGCAGCAGCAGCAGCGGGGUGCUGCUUCAUCUACAACAACAAUAA
Eimeria mitis is the source of this 243-nucleotide messenger RNA. RefSeq lists its product as uncharacterized. The coding region runs from base 1 to 243 and encodes 80 amino acids. The record is from RefSeq and is a predicted model, not a curated record. The transcript is spliced from 2 exons. Lineage: Eukaryota; Apicomplexa; Conoidasida; Eucoccidiorida; Eimeriidae.